Delphinapterus leucas (beluga whale) is the source of this 6610-nucleotide messenger RNA. NCBI's taxonomy places the organism in Eukaryota, Metazoa, Chordata, Mammalia, Artiodactyla, Monodontidae. The record is from RefSeq and is a predicted model, not a curated record.
GACUUGUUCGGGGUGAGGCGCACUUCCCUGGGCGGGUGGGCAGGAGCAUGGGCAGGGAAAGCCCCGCACACCUGGGGCGCCAUCGGCGAGGGCAGAUGCUGGCUCUGACUGUGACCCUCCUCCUCACCUGUGGGCCAGGCCCUGAUGAGUCUGUGGCAAGCACCACCAGGGAGCUGAGUCAAGGAGAAUAUGGAGGUACCACUUCGCCAACCAGUAACCCCUCAUCUCUUACGACUAUGAUCAAUGUGGGUAUGCCCACAAGAAGCCCAGAAAUGGCUACAGCCUUCAAAAUCAUAAGUUCCAAGGAGCCCAGCACCAGCCCAGAAAUGAAGUACACUCUGGGAAAUUCUUGGAAUACUUCAACAGCAACUGUCCCUAUGAAGACCACAGUGGAACCAGUCACACUUCAGUCCACAGCCAUAGAGAGUAGCGGCAUCAGCCUCUCUCACCUGCCCACAGGAUUCAUGACACCAGCCAAGUCACCAACAGAAGGGACAGCAACUACAGAGUGGGUCUCACUCUCCCAAUCUGAGGUUGGGACCAACCCCCAUCUUGGGACUCCAGAAGGGACCAAAAAGUCAUUGGGCACAGUGUCCUCUGUCUCCCGAGAGUCAAAUCCUAAAGGCAACAUAGGGACUGGUCCACAAACAAGCCCAAAUCUGAUUCCAAGGACAACUGGAAUGAAUUUAUCCACGUGGCUUGGCUCCACUGGAGGGACCACCGUGGACACACAUGUCUCUCUGAACACAUCUUCCACUGGUCCUGAAGACCCUGUGGCCAUCCCGGACUCUGUGACAACCCAGAUGGUAACCAUGAGCUCAGUGACAGAUAAAUCUGAAUUUAUAACCAAGACAAGGGUCAACAUCACAGUCAUUCCUUCCACUGUUCUGAGUAAAGAUACAAUGACAGAUGAACAACAGGCAAGUAUAUCUGUGAGUGAGGCUUAUUCAUCUGCUAGCCCAUGGUCAGAGCAGACAACUGGGAGUAACCUGAUUCUUGAUAAAUCCCCUGAGGCCAAAGACACAUUGCAUAAAAGCUCCGUAGAACAAACCACAUUAGCAUCUCUGACCUCUGAAAGCCAAGACAUUACCAGCAUCACCAAUGCCUCAGGGGGAAAAAUGAGCUCUUCACCAUCUGUCACAUUCCCCUCCGUGGGGUCUACGACACUGGCAACCAUCACAAGUGUAGUAAAUAGUGAUGUUGCCUCUACUCUUGGGCAACUAUCACAGACCUCAUAUCCUGCAGGAGUGAGCAACAUGGAGGUAACCAUAGCUCCCACUCCUCUUGUCACCACCACGAUCACCACUAUGGAAACCAAUUCAGUCCUGACUACUAUGCCCGGCCCAAAAGGAAGUGUGAGCACCAUGGACAGCACCCUGGCUACAGAGACCAGCACAUCUGCCCUACAGCACCCACCCACCUGGUCAUCCACAGCUGCUCCUGCCCCAACAUCAGGCCCCAGGACUAUCACAGACAUGGCUUCAAUCUUGGAAGUCACAGGUUCUCCUAAAGCAAUUUCUGCAAUGAGCACAACUUCAUCCAUAGCGUCAAGCACUGAAUCAGGCUCUGUGUCUACCCCCCAUGGCCUUGUGACUGUCAAUGGAACCAGCCUAACCAUCCCAUCCUCCUUUGCUUCAGCUGAAAAGACAGAGGCCAGCACAAGUCCACCCAAAGCUAAAUCUUCAGUGGUUACCUCCUCUGCCAUGUGGGACACUACUGCUCCCACAUCAAUGUCUGGCUCAUCUGAGACUAUAAAGAUUGAGAGAGAGUCAGUAUCCUCUCUGAAUACUGGACUUAGGGAGACAAGUACCUACCAGGAGACCAGCUCUGCUACAGAGACAAGCACUGUCAUUUCCAAUGUGUCCACAAAUGAUGCUACUACUGAGGUCACCAGGACACAAGUUACCUCCUCUAGCAGGAUACCUAUCCCAAGCCCUGCUCACUUCAAAACUUCUCCAAGCACAACUACAGAAAGCAGAACCAGCCCCUCUACAUACAGGUUCAUGACAGAAUCUUCGGGAAUGACCAUCACCACCCAAAAAGGUCCCCCAGGGGUUACAUCACAGGACACACUUACCUUGGACAUAUCGACCAAGGUCUCUGGGGCAGGGACUCAUUCGAAAGUGACUCAGAGUUUUACAAACUCAGAGAUGACCACUCUCAGCUGCAGAGGUCCCGAGAAUGUGUCUUGGCCAAGCCCUGCCUCUGUGAAAGAAACUGGCUCUCCAUCCUCCCCACUGACUGUACCUGCCAUGACAACACCCUCUCCUGAGCCAUCCACAUCACCAGGGAGGAGCCCCUCCUCUCCUACCCCUGAGACCUCACUUCUCACUCGUGGUCUGGGGAAGACCAAAGACACAUUGGGUACAAGUGUGGAACCUGUGUCCAGUUCACCUUCAAGUGAGAUCAGCACGACCAAGGAGAUACUGUCCACAUCUGAAGCCUCCACAGGUACAGAUGGAAUUCAGCCCUCCAAGAACACAGCUGGGACCCACGGGGCCAAUACAAAUUCUGGGCAUGAAGCACAUUCCUCUGCCCCAGCUGACUCACAGCCAUCCAGUGUCACGUCCCCAAUGCUUACUCCUUCCACCCGUACGGAGACCAGUGUUUCCACAUCAAUGCCUCACUCUUUAGAAACUACAAUGUUUGAGCUAGACUCCACAUCCUCUCUGACUCCUGAACUGAGGAACACCAGCACUGUCCAGCAGAACAGCUCAGCCAUAGAGAAAAUCGCCGUACCUUCCAAAGUACCCCCUGAUAUGACUACGGAGAUCUCUAGGACCGAACCCAUCUCCUCUAGCAGCACGCCCAUCGCUGGCCCUGUUCAGUCCACGAUGUCGCCAGACAUCCCUGAAGGCCUGAUCACCAGGUCCUCUGCCUCUCCUGUGACGACAGAAUCUGCAGAAGUGGCCAUGACCACCCAAACAGGUCCCAUUGAGGCUACUUCACAGGACCCACUUACCUUGGGCGCUACAACUAAUACCACAGGGGUGGAGAUUCACUCGACUGUGACUCAGAGUUUUAUGCACCCAGAGAUGACCACUCUCAGCAGCAGAGGUGCCGAGGAUGCGUUUUGGCCAAGCCCUGCCUCUGUGAAAGAAACUGGCUCUCCAACCUCCCCAGUAAUUGUACCUGCCAGGACAACACCCUCCCCUGAGACAUCCACAUUACCAGGGAGGAGCCCCUCCUCUCCUACACCUGUGACCUCAGUUCUCACCCGUGGUCUGGGGAAGACCGAAGACAGAUUGGGUAUAACCUUGGGAGCAGUGACCACGUUACCUCCAACUUUGAGUAGUCCCACAGUUGAGAUACUGUCCACCUCUGAAUUCUCCAUAUAUACAGCGAAAAUUCUUCCUCCCGUAUACACAAUAAUGAGUACUGUGGGUUCCAGCAGUUCUGGACAUGAACUAAGUUCCUCUGUCCCAAUUUUUCCUGAGUCCUCCAGCACCACAUAUCCUAUGGGUACUGCUUCCUCCGUGUAUGAGACCACUCUUUCCACAUCAAUGCGUUCCUCCUUUGAGACGAAGACAGUUUCCCAUCUGACUCCUAGACUGAAGGAGACAAGAAUAGUCUUGGAUUCCAGCUCAAGCACACUCACAAACACACCUUCAUCGCCUCUGUCCACUCAUGGUUUGAAGGGUCCCAGGACUGAUGCUACGUCUUCUGUGAAAGUAUCAGCACCAGGUCAGCCUCUGUCUACACAGUAUACAGACAUUCCAGUGGAAACAGUCACACGCUUUUACACUUCUCCCUCCAUUACAAGGUCUGCUGGCAUAACUGUCCCAGAAUCCAAUCUUUCUGUGCCUGUAUCAGAAAAUACACGUUACCUAAGCACAGAUAUACUGUCUUCAGCUGAGACCAUUUUUGCUAAUAACACACUAACACCUUCUUUGUCAGAGGCCAUGGCUUCCUUUGCUACAUCUGGAGUUCCAGGUGCCAUUUCAGUCAGUCCAUUUUCUAGGACAGAAUCAGGGCCUGGGGAUGCUACUAUGCCCACCACUGCAGAGAGUCUACCUUCUUCAGCUUCAAUACCAUUCCCCUCUUUGACCUUCCGUACCACUGAUUCUUCAACCAGCCCACUCCCCCAUUGGAUUACUUCCUCACCAGCUACCCCAAGAAUAGUAGACACCAACCUUGAGGCAGAGAGCCAAAGCACUGCUGCAUUACCCUUGGUUACAGCCAGUACUUUGCAGACUUGGACGCAGCCAGUCAGGACAACUUUACCACCCAUUACGGAUACCAGAAUGACAGAGAGUGUUGGUUUGGGAACAGUGACAAGUUCUUCUCAAGUUCUUCCACACUCAACCCGGUUGACAAGGACUGAUGGCAUUGUGGAGCGUAUCACAAAGAUACGCAAUGAAGCAGCACAUGGAGACACCACCGUCCAUGUCCCCCUGGCAUCCACGUCUGCUAGUCUUAGAGGACUAUCAACAGGAGGGAAAGAGAGGGCAGAGACAACUGCCAUGGUUCUGAAGACCACUUCCACAGUGACUUUGACUACCAGAGUCUCUACUCCCACUUCAGAGAUCACAGCCGCACCAUCCAUCCCACCUGGGCUGGAGACUAGUACAGCUCUUCCAAAUCAGACUGUUUCUCUCAGUCCACCAGAAACAUCCUCUCUCUUCACCACAACUGUGACCAAGACAGCCAGAGUUAAUCUAACUCCAACAGCUUCAUUUGGUGUUCCUGCAGAAACAGCCUCACUCUCCACCCAUCCUGGGACAGACAUCAGCGCAACUAUCUCAACUUUAGCUCUUUCCCGUGGUUUACCAGAGACCACAGGCUUACUGGCCACCAGGCCUGCAACAGAGGCCAAUACAAGUACCCCAGCUCUGACUGUUUCCCCUGGCGUUCUUGGGCCUUCCAGGACCCCUGCAACAAAUGUUGGGCUUUAUCCUGUACCUUCCAGAAUGUUGGGCUUUAUCCUGUACCUUCCAGAAACCUUACCACCUACAACCUCAGUUGGACUCCCAGAAUUUCCCAAGACCGUGACAGGGGACACCGUGACCUUGAUAGCAUCAGAGACCCCAACACCACCUGAAACCAGUCAUGGGGAAGGAUUAAGUACAAGCACUGUCCUGAAAACCACCACUGCUGAGACCAUUCAUUUAGCUGCCACAGGUUCAGGUCCCACUGUGGCCGAGACCACAAUCACCUUCAAUACACUGUCUGGAAGUCCUUUUGCCCCUGUGACCACACCUGGAACCUCUACCUUGGCCUCUGUGAGUGUGACUUCAGGAACAACUGCAAUUCCUUUCUUGAUGCCUUUUACUGUCAACUUCACCAUCACCAACCUGCACUACACAGAGGACGUGGGAAACUCGGACUCUGAGAUAUUCAAUGCCACUGAGAGAGACCUGCAGCACCUGCUCAGUCCUCUGUUCAAAAAGAGCAGCAUUGGUUCCCUGUAUACCAGCUGUAGACUGACCUUGCUCAGGGCUGACAAGGAUGGAACAAGCACCAGAAUGGAUGCGGUCUGCACCUACCGCCCAGAUCCCACAGGCUUCAGGCUGGACAGAGAACGGCUGUAUUGGGAACUAAGCCAACAGACCCAUGGUAUCACUCGGUUGGGCCCCUACACCCUGGACAGGAACAGUCUCUACAUCAAUGGUUAUAACCAUCAGUACUGGAUCCCCACCACAAGCAGUCACAAAACUGUACAGAGGCAGCCAGCUACAAGACAUAUUCCACUCCUGCCUGGUCACCAACCUGAUGCUGGAUCCCAUGUCAGUCAGCAUCAAGGUACUGUUCUCCUCCAAACUGGACUCCAGCGUGAUGAAGUGUUUCUAGACAAGACCCUUAAUGCCUCAUCCCACUGGCUGGGUGCCACCUACCAGUUGACAGAUGUGCAUGUGACAGAAGUGGAGCCAUCAAUUCAUAUACCAACAGACCAACCAACAAUCAGUCCCAGCUUCCAGAACUUCCAGCUGAAUUUCACUGUCACCAACUUAAUCUAUUCCCAGGACAUAGCCCCAGGCACCCCCAAACACCAGCGGAACAAGAGAAAUAUUGAGGAUGCGCUCAACCAGCUCUUCCGAAACAGUAGCAUCAAGAGUUAUUUUUCUGACUGUCAAGUUUCAGCAUUCAGGUCUGAGCCCCACAGCAACCACACUGGGGUAGAUGCUCAGUGUAACUUCUCACCAUUGGCUCAGAGACUGGACAGAGUUGCCAUCUAUGAGGAAUUCCUGUGGCUGACCAAGAAUGGUACCCAGCUGCAGAAUUUUAUCCUGGACAGGAAUAGUGUCCUUGUGGAUGGGUAUUCUCCCAAUAGAAACGAUGUCUUGACUGAGAAUUCGGACCUCCCCUUCUGGACCAUCAUCCUCAUCUGCCUGGCAGGACUCCUGGUGCUCAUCACGUGCCUGAUCUGCUGUUUCCUGGUUAGAAAGAAAAUGCUGUUGUCUUCUUACUAUCACGUUGUCACUGUCUCCAGGCAGAAGGAGGAGGAAGACUGUGAGGCUCAGCAACAACACCUGGACUAUUAUUACCUGCCACACCUGGACCUGAGGAAGCUGCAGUGACAUCUGCUUGAGUCCCCUUUUCCCAGUCAGGUUCCAAAGGAGCUUGGCCGGAACAGAAAAAAACCACAUUGGUCAGACACAACCUCUGGGUC